GCGCUUCAGCUCCCGGUCGCCCCCAGGUCCCGGGGCCGGUGUCCGGGGUCCGGAGGGCCGGGGGACCGGGCCCCCCUCCGACCUGGGCGCUCUGCGUCUCGGAAUGUGGGCGGAGGUUCCUCUCUCCGGCGCCCCGGGCCUCGGAUUCCGGGUGGGGGCGCGUGGCGGCCGCCAGGUGAGCGCCCCAGACGCGCCCCGGGGCGCCCCGCCUCCGCAGACACCGCCCCCGCCGCGGCAGAGCGGGCCCGGGAGGCCGGGCCGGGGUGGGGGGCCGCGCUUCCGAGGUGCGCGCGGGCGGGGCGGGGCGGCGCCACGGCUAUAACCCCCGCCCCCAGCCCUCCCUCCGCCGCUGCGCAGCCCGCGGACCGCAGCUCCCGCCCGGCAGCCUCUUGCGUCUAGCUCGGCCCCGCUGUCGCCCGGCGGCAGGAGGGGGACGGGCGGCGAAGCGAGGCCGACAGCAGGCAGGUGCGGCGGGCCCGGGAAUGCAGCGUCCCCGGCCGCGCGGCGCCUAAGCCGGCGCGGGGAGCACCGGCCGCGGGAGGAGCCCGCCCCGCCUCCGCCCCUUCCGCCGUCCGGCCUCCCGUCCCCGCCUCCCGGCGGCUCGGCCGGCUCUGCGGGCGCGCUCCCCGGCUCCUCCCCGCGCCGCCGCUGCCGCCGCCGCCGCCGCCGCCGAGGCAUGGUCCCGGGGCUGGGCGCGCCCGGAGCCCGGCUGCAGCGCCCGCCCCGCGGCCUCGCCCGCCCGCCGAGCCGCCCGUACCCCGGGCCGCGAUGAGAACGUGGGCUUGUCUGCUGCUGCUGGGCUGCGGGUGCCUGGCCCGCGCCCUGGCCGAGGAGGGCGUAGAGGUGGGUGCCUCCCCCGCCGCGCCCGCCCCUGCCGCCCCCGCGAGCGCAGCGCCCGGGCCGCGGGCGCGCCCCUGCCCGGCCCUGCCCGGCCGCGCUCGGCUCUCCGCCCCGUCCGAGCGCCGGGAGGCCGAGGUCCCCCGCGAGGUGGUGGAGAAGCUGGCGCGCAGUGAGAUCCGCAGCAUCGGGGAGCUGCAGCGGCUGCUGGGCGUGCGCUCCUCCGCAGGGCCCGAGGAUGCUCCGGAGCCCCAAGUGAGAGCCCGUGGGGGCCGCAGCACCCAGCAUGCACCAGGGAGGCCACUGGCACCCAUCCGGAGGAAAAGAAGCAUCGAAGAGGCUGUUCCUGCUGUCUGCAAGACCCGCACAGUUAUCUACGAGAUCCCCCGCAGCCAAGUGGAUCCCACAUCUGCCAACUUCCUGAUCUGGCCGCCCUGCGUGGAGGUGAGGCGCUGUACUGGCUGCUGCAACACCAGCAGUGCUAAGUGCCAGCCCUCCCGUGUGCAGCACCGCAGCGUCAAGGUAGCCAAGGUGGAGUACAUCCGCAAGAAGCCAAAGCUGAAGGAGGUGCAGGUGCGGCUAGAGGAGCACUUGGAGUGCACCUGCACCCCUGCUGGCCAGAGCCCUGACUUCCGUGAGGAGGAGGCCGGAAGGCCUAGGGGGUCGGGUAGAAAACGGAAAAGGAAGAGGGUAAAGCCCUCUUAGCAGGACCAGACGUCAGGUGAGGACCAGCCGCAGCCCUCCCGGGACUCAGGUGUGCGUGGCGUGUUACAUUCCUGAACCUACGACGUGGUGCUGACCGCCGGUGUGCAUUUUGUUCUCCUCUGGGCUGCCCCCGCACUCUGGGGAACAAAGGACAGCACCCAUCUGUUCACGUGGCAUCGGCGCGGGCAUGGCAGCACCUGGCCGCACGGAGAGAGGCCCCGGGCACCACAGACACGUGGCUCUGCCUGCCCCGGCCAGUAGGUGGAGCGGCCCGAGAAGGACGGGCGUCCAGGGCCCGGUGCUCUGCCGGGGAUGGGACGGGACGGGACGGGACGGGGAUGAGGAGGCCCAGCCACACUGCACUGCACAGAGCCUUCCCCGAGAGCCUUAAGUGGGUUUUUUUUUACACCAUAAAGUGAUGAUUCAGCUUC
Erinaceus europaeus (western European hedgehog) is the source of this 1973-nucleotide messenger RNA. RefSeq names its product platelet derived growth factor subunit A (gene PDGFA). The transcript is spliced from 7 exons. Lineage: Eukaryota; Metazoa; Chordata; Mammalia; Eulipotyphla; Erinaceidae. Bases 769 to 1542 code for a protein of 257 amino acids. Gene Ontology annotation, molecular function: growth factor activity; platelet-derived growth factor receptor binding. Gene Ontology annotation, biological process: positive regulation of cell population proliferation; positive regulation of MAP kinase activity; positive regulation of cell migration. The record is from RefSeq and is a predicted model, not a curated record. Gene Ontology annotation, cellular component: membrane.